AUGGGCCAAGAGGGAAGCCAAGGAGUAGUGAGAGUGCGGAUCAGAGAGCCAGGAGGCAGAGCACUGCAGCAGGCGCUCCGAGGGAGCGAGCUGCAGGCCGGUGGUGGAACUCAACGAGGGCUUCUGAGCUUGAGCUUUCAGCCCUUCGCAGUUCCUUGUGUUGGUGGGAUCCUGGCUGUGGCCACGGAGCGGUGUGGGCGUCUGCCUUUUGUUCAUCCCGGGACUCGCGGUGACCGCGCCAGGCCCCUACCCCCGCCUUGUGGGCGGGGCCAGCGCGACGGCCCUCCCGCCUCCCGGCGUGCCGCGCGCCGGCGCACGCGCAGGGGGCCCGCGGCGGCGCCCCCUGGCGGCGGGGGCCUGUGGGGCGGGGCGGGGGCGGGGCCGGAGGCGGGGGGUUGCGCUGGUGACGGGAGGACGCGCGGCCGCGGCGCGCUGGGCCGGCGGCGGCGGCGGCAGCGGAGGAGGAGGGCGCGCACGGAGCGGGCGGCGGCGGCGGCGGCGGCGCGGGAGAGCCACGAGCCGCUCCCUCGCGGCGUGCGAGCGGGCAUGAGGGGCUGUGGCGGCGCGGCCCGCGCGCGGCCUGCGGGAGACGGGAGAGGGCGGCGAAGGAAGCGGCAGCACGUGGAGCAGGACAGCCUUGGUGCCCGCGGCGCUGCCCACGGCGGUCACCUGACGUCUUCGUGCUGUGGUCUUGUCGUCUGUUUUCAUGAAUCCAUUGGUCACGGAUAUUUGAAGUUAAUGCCUUGCUGCAGAAGUCCCAGUGACGCUGUGGGCCCUGCCCAGACGGACCCCCAGACUGCUGCCGGCCUGCCCGCCGCCUCAGCCAGAUGCCCAGGCUCAGCACCCUACCCCGCCCUGGCCCCCCCCACCCCCCCACUGAGUAGGCCCCCUCCCCCAGGGUCAUCCGGGGCCCCUUGGGUCCCGGCUGCUGUGUAGCAUUUCCUUGCUUCCAAAUAGAUUUCUUUAAACCUUUUUUCUAAAUUUAGGUUUCUGAUUGUCCUCAGCAUGAGCUCUGCCUGCUGAAUGCUCUUCCGUCGUUGGAUGGGGAGUGGUGGGUGGGCACCAGAGUGGUGCAUGUGACCACUCAGGUCUUGUCAUCUGUGGCGCCCCUGAAGUAGUGCCCGUGGAGGCACAGAAGACCACGUGACGGAUGGUGUGGAGCACCGAUGGGCCUGUUGCUGUGCCACAGCCCCGCAGCCUCUGUGCAGGUCCCCCAGCUGCCCACUCUCUCGCUCUCUCCUCGAGGCCUUUGCUGUGGGCGUUGCAGCCCCUGUCUGGAGCCCUGUCUGCCCCAGUGCAGGGGCUUGGGCACGGGAUUUGUGCUGGUGCACGGCAGUCCCUGGCAGGAGCCCGAGCCUCCACCUGCUCUGGCUGUGUCACGACAACGUCCUGCCUGAGACGCUCAGCUCCAAGCCUCGUCCUGGGGAGACCACGGGCAGAGCAGUGCUGCUUGUGGCCGUCGUGUAGAACAAGCAGAGAAAACGCGCCCUAAGAUCUGGGCUGUUGGUCCCUGUGCUGGGCGUGCCCCCGACGGGUCUUCACAGUGUGGAACCACUGCUCUUUGUGUGUGGGCCAGAGUGGGAGCUGGCGCCUCGGUGCCCAGUGGUGAAGGGCGGUGACCACAGUGGGUCUGUCCAGCCCAUGUUGCACUUGUGACUUUUACAACUAAUACAACUUAAAUGCUUCAAAUUUUGAAUUAUUCUAUGAGCACACACUCCUGACAGCUGAACCCUGGCAGCUAUCACGUCAUCCAGAAUAAACCCUUCUUUUAUAGCUGGCCAGACUCUCCUGUCCCGUGUCUGCCUGAUCCUGGCAGCCCCGCCUCGGGCAGGGGGCCUUGCAGAGCCUCGCAAGGAGCUCUCUUGCCACCCACGUGGUGCUGUCCUCUUGGUCACCACAGGUCAAGAUUCAGCACGAGCUCAGCUGGGCAGAGCCGAGCAUCUCUGGGAGGCUUGGGGAAGGGGGCAGGGUUGUGCUUAAGACCGUGCCACUGGCUGGGUAGGCUCCUGGGGGCUCCCACCCUUCCUUGAGUUUGGGACCUGCG
This is a messenger RNA of Hippopotamus amphibius kiboko, 2044 nucleotides long. Its product is annotated as serine/arginine repetitive matrix protein 3-like. Lineage: Eukaryota; Metazoa; Chordata; Mammalia; Artiodactyla; Hippopotamidae. The record is from RefSeq and is a predicted model, not a curated record. Bases 1 to 936 code for a protein of 311 amino acids. The transcript has 4 exons.